Molecule: messenger RNA, 2278 nt
Organism: Malania oleifera
Lineage: Eukaryota; Viridiplantae; Streptophyta; Magnoliopsida; Santalales; Ximeniaceae
Product: TSL-kinase interacting protein 1
Exons: 8
Coding region: 403-1857 (484 amino acids)
Biological process (GO): pattern specification process
Cellular component (GO): nucleus
Molecular function (GO): chromatin binding
Source: RefSeq, a predicted model, not a curated record
GCUGAAGAUUGACGAACUUCGCUAAAUAAAUUUGGUUUAGGCGGGAAUUACAUUUCAUUGCGGCGGGAAGCGACCCAAAGUUGAAAAUAUUGGCGACGGAACAGGUCGUCGCGAGAUCUAUGCAUGUCGUCGUCACUCGUCACUAGGAAUUCUUCAUUUGAAUCAAUCUCAUUUCUCACCGAUGCCCUUUGGCUCUCUCUGGUUUUUUCUCUCGCUCUGUGCACCUUGCUUUUAAUAACAGAAUUUUUUGCACGAGCGUUCUCUCCAGUUCGCCGUUACAGUCGCCGUCGCCGUGAGGGCUCUCUGGCUGCAGGCAUUUCUUCAAUCUCUUUCUUUCGUUAUUCAGAGAAAGAACCAAGACGGCCUGUCUGCAGUACUUGUUUGUAGCACAACUAAGGCAAGAUGAAGGUUGCUAGACCAAGGAAGAGGAAGAAAGUUGAGGUCCAUACAAGGCUCAAUUCAUGUACCGACUGCAAUGGAGUCCAGAAAUUUACAAAGAGAACUAAUGUGCUGGAUCCGAAGGUGAUAGGCCACAACAGCAAUAUUUUGGUUGAAAAAGACAAUAACUCUCGCACUUCUAAGACAGCUCAAAAAUUGAGUCAGCAGUUUCCAGACAAAGCUGCACAUUUGAUGGAGACCACAAAAAAUGUAACCAUGCUCAAGCUUGGGUCAGGAAAUACACUAGAUCCGUCUGUAAAGAUUAAGAUGCAGCUUUUCCCAAUAGAUGAAAACACUCGCAUAGGAUUGGAAAAGGAUGGCCAUAAUCCAUAUCUGGAACUCACUCUAAGACCUCGGAAGAAGAUAUCCUCUGUACUUAAGCAUCUCAAUAGCAAGUGGGGCAGUUCAAGCAUAGCUCUAGGGGCCCUUACGCUUUUUCCUUACAACACCUCACCAGAAUGUCCUGUUAGCUGCAGAACAUGGACUUUGGAUGACAAUGUUAGUAGUGCAGGAGAUGUCUAUGCCGCUAUUGGAAAUCCUGCCAUUUUCCGCUUAAGGUAUGGCUGGUUCUCAAAGUUUGAGCCUAAAGCUUCUCACAUCCCUCUCCCAUCCACCUCCUUUGAAGCAUUUUCGCACCAUAAGGGCACCCAAGAAGGUUGUGGAGCAGAUACAGAGACUAAAUCUGACAGAAAGAAGCAGGAAGAAGUAGCAGGUGAAGACAUUAGACCACUAGAUAAAAGUACCGCAACAAAUGUGCUUAUGGCUGGCCAGAUGUCUUCAGAUAUGCAGCUUGGUCUUAAGGAUGAUGAAGGGAGAACAGAAAAUGGUCUUUCACUAACAUCUGCACUAUGGGCUGAUAGUCUAACUAAUAUCAGCAUUGGAGGCCUGCUUUCCGAAGCAUCGUUGCAGGGAAAGUUCAAUAAUUGCGAUCCAAAGUUAACUCAAAGCAAUUCGAGCUUGCAGACUGCUCAGAUUAUCUCUGAUUCCUUUGAUGCUUUCGUGGCUGGCCAAAAGAACACCCAUUCUCAAGGCCUGAGGCCAUCCUCUCGAGCCCAAAACUUAUCUAUUUUGGAUGCAGAAGAAACAUGCCAUGCAUUUCCAUUUCAAAAAUUCUCUUCAUCUGGGAAAGACGCACUGCCUUCAUGUCAAACUGACGCUGGCGAUCAGGAUACUAGUUCGAAGUCAUUCAAAUUUCCUAAUGUUGCUGAGGUCAACGGCCAGUCGAGGCUUGUGCAGGAUAAUUCCUGUCAAGAAUCCAAACCAGACAUGUUAUCUUGUUCGCGGCUGUACAAUGAUGAAAGUAGCCUUGGGCUGACAGGGAUCAAUUGGAAUGAUUCUUUGGGACCCUUUGACCUUGGACUUUCCUCACGGCGAAUAAUCAAUGGAGACAGUGUUAGCUUCAGCAAAUUUGUGGGUUAGCAGUUCACCCUGCUGGAAAUGAAAGCUUCUUUUCUCUUAGUUGUAAGAAAAUUUGUGAGCUGGGAAAUUGCUGAACAAAUUGCUCAAUCAAGCGCUCGUGUCCUGACAUUUGAUGAGGAAGUUGCCAUCUCCAUCAACCCGAGGGACUGUAAUUCAUACCAAGCUUUAGUGGCUUCCUUCAUUGUUUGUUUUGAGCUGCACCUAUUACCAUAGAUUUGGAUAUUGUUGAAGUUGCUAGUGAAGCUGGUAGUUGCGCAGCGGCAGAUGUAAUUAGGAAUAUGCUAAAUUUUUUUUCAUGGGACACUGAAGAAUGUAAGUAAUUGGGCAUAUACAUACAUAUGAAUCAUGUAUCAAAGUGACCUGCCUAUAAAGCUGGGGGUAACAAGAAUAUAGCCCCUACCCUUGAUUCACGUUCUAAUCA